AUGGAAGGAGCAGCACAAUCCUAUCAACAACAAAACAACAUUAUGGAUUCGUAUGAAUCUACAGAAAAUGCCUUGAUGGACUCGUUCAAAGCGGCCGCUUUAAAAGUAACAACUUUGUACAAGGAUUCUCUUGUCCAAAACCGAAAAUCAUACGCAGCUGGCUAUCAGCAAGCUCUACAGGAUCUGUACGAGUUUAUCAGUGCUCAACCCGAAAAUGGCUAUAUACCUGUUCAAGACGUUUUAUCGUUUGCUCGUCAGAAAAACAAUCAGUUAACUUGUGAAAUGGGCGGCUCCUCUGUCGCCUCUCCCACAAACACAACCACUACUACAACCGCAACCACACUACCUCCUGUGCAACAAAUAGUUACUCCCUCCUCCAGAUUACAACAACAAAACGACGAAUUACCACAACAGCAACAAAAGUUUGUGGGCAAUCCCUUUCAGAUAGACCCUCAUUCCCAGUUCACAUUUACUCAUGAUAUUGUGCCAUUAUCCAGUGGUCGCACAAUGGACGGCGUAUGGGAUCAAGCAACGAAUAACAAUACUACGACGGAAGGGUUUAAGCGACGCCUGAUGCCUGCUGAGGUAUCAUUUAUGGGUAGAUCAAUGAAUAUGGAUGCAUGGCAUGAACAGCAACCACCCUUAAAAAGAGGUAGAUUAAGACGUGAGGAGCAAUUGCAACUGCAAUUACAGCAGCAGCAAUUGCAGCAACAACAGCAACUAUUGCAACAGCAGCAGCACAUAUUUCAGCAACAACAACAACAGCAGCAGCAGCAGCAGCAGCAGCAGCAGCAGCAGCAAAAUAACGCUCAAUCAUCACAAUUCCAUCAACUGUAA
Mucor velutinosus is the source of this 837-nucleotide messenger RNA. RefSeq lists its product as uncharacterized. The record is from RefSeq and is a predicted model, not a curated record. NCBI's taxonomy places the organism in Eukaryota, Fungi, Mucoromycota, Mucoromycetes, Mucorales, Mucoraceae. The coding region runs from base 1 to 837 and encodes 278 amino acids. The transcript has a single exon.